AUGACGAAAGUCAGUGCAAUAUGGGUGCCGAGAUUGCUCACGCCGCCUCAAAAGCAACAAAGAAUCGAUGCAUCAAAGUACUUCUUGGAGCUGUGUGGCGCAGAACCUACCCCAAUUUUGGAGCAAAUUGUUACUGGAGAUGAAAGUUGGGUUCAUCACUUUGAGCCCGAGUCCAAACAGGAGUCAAUGCAAUGGCAUAAAAAGGGUACACCACCCCCUAAGAAGUUUAAGGUGUCGGAAUCGGCUGGAAAAAUCAUGGCUACGGUUUUUUGGGAUUGUAAAGGAAUUUUAUUGGUUGACUACAAAGAAAAGGGGGUCAAUAUAAAGGGAGAAUAUUACGCAAGAACAUUAGAGAAACUGAAGGAAGCUGUCAAAGAAAAAAGGCGGGGAAAAUGA
Hyposmocoma kahamanoa is the source of this 396-nucleotide messenger RNA. RefSeq lists its product as uncharacterized. Gene Ontology annotation, molecular function: nucleic acid binding. Bases 1 to 396 code for a protein of 131 amino acids. The record is from RefSeq and is a predicted model, not a curated record. The transcript has a single exon. Lineage: Eukaryota; Metazoa; Arthropoda; Insecta; Lepidoptera; Cosmopterigidae.